AUGACUCGGGCGAGGAGGCGGGGCCAGCGCGCGGUGAGGUCAAGUCUGUUGCCGGAAGUAUCUACUCCCUCAUUUCCGGCCGGGGCUCCUCGCGGGUCCGGGUGGCGCCGGUGGUGGCCCGCUGCCGCCCACCCGCAGAUAUAUAGCCAUGGGAUUGAACUAGCUUGCCAAAAGCAGAAGGAGUGUGUGAAGAGCUCCGUGGAGUGCAAGUGGAACCUUGCGGAAGCCCAGCAGAAGCUCGGGAGUUUGGCGCUGCACAACUCAGAGUCCUUGGAUCAGGAAAAUGCCAAAGCACAGACUGAAGCUUCAGAGCUGAGGCAGCGGGAGGAAGAAUGGAGACAAAAAGAAGCAGCGCUAAUACAGAGAGAGAAACAGAAUCUCUCUUGCACUGAUUCUGUUAGCAAGGAAGUAUUUAAUAAGAGUUUUAUUAAUCAAAAUACAGGAAAAGAGGUAGAAGAUGAAGAUGCAUCUAAAUCAUUCAUGCAGAAACAUGAACAAAAGAUCAGACACUUUGGCAUGCUGAGCAGAUGGGAUGAUAGUCAGAGAUUUUUAUCAGAUCACCCAUACCUUGUAUGUGAAGAAACAGCUAGAUAUCUCAUUUUAUGGUGUUUUCAUCUAGAAGCUGAACAGAAAGGAGCUCUGAUGGAACAAGUAGCACACCAGGCAGUUGUGAUGCAGUUCAUCAUAGAAAUGGCCAAAAGUUGUAAUGUGGAUCCCAGAGGCUGUUUUCGUCUGUUUUUCCAGAGAGCCAGAGCAGGAGAAGAAGGCUAUAUCGAAGCUUUUAAAAAUGAACUCGAAGCGUUCAAAUCAAGAGUAAGAAUCUGUUCCCAGUCGCACAGUUUUCAAGCUAUGUCGGUACAGAAUCCCAGUGUCUAUGCUGGUCUUGGUUCUGUGGGAGGGUUAGAGUCUUUGCCACAGAAUGCAGGCACUCUACAAGGUUGCAUAAACACAGGUCUCUGCAGUUUAAACUCAGUGGUACAGAAAGAUGAUGAAGAAUCCAAAAUGAUGGACACAGUAUAGUAUUGUUAAGACUGAGGCCAAGUACUCUUUUUAUUAUAAAAGAAAGAACAUGGCUAUUUUCUUGAUACUUAUUUUUAUGGGUGCUGCACUUUAUUUUUGGCAUUUGUUUUUUGGAGGGAGGGUAAUCUAGAAAGACAUGUAAUUUUGUUUGAAAACGUGCUGCUAGGUUUUCGGUUGUCUUUUAAAAAGAAGGGUUCCUUGUAUAUUGCCGAAUGUGAAACUGGAUGUUUUUUCUGCUACUAAACUUGCCUUUAUCCUUAAUUUUAGGAAUCAAAGUAUGACAAACAAAUCUGCACAAAUCCAAUGUUUACAAGAAGUGGUUGAUUCUUGGUGGAAUCUGCUAUAGUCUUUUAUUAUAGACAGGGCCAUGUCUCACUCUAUGAAUACUAGAGAUCACAGUUGUACUUAUGCUAUACUGCUGACAUAGUAAGCUCUCAAACCUGGUUUUAUUAUAUUAAUAGCAAUAAAUCAAUAUCUGGUAUCCACAGCACAGAUCUGGGUGGCUGAGAUUAAAAUAUUGACUUUUUAUUUCUACAGUGAAUAACAUUUUACCUCUUGCUUUCAGUCAAAAUAACUUAUUUCUGAUUGUCUCUAAAGCAUAAGUAGCCUAACACAAAUCUAAUUCACUACUUAGAAUUGAGCCUGGACUGGCAUUUCCAGUGGUAGAAUUACUGAGAAGUGGACUCUCUCUUACAUGUGCUGUUAAUUUUUUUAAAAAUUGAGGUUUUUAAUGAUGGAGUGAAUAGAGAGAAACUUAAGGUAUUUUGAUUAGGGUGAGAUCCAAGGUUCCCUCCAAGGUGUGUGCAUGCGCGACCGCACACAACUAAAAGUGUGGCUGCGCACAGCCUUUUCAAGGCCGCACACCAGGAGAGGCUGGGGCGGGAGCCAGGCACGGACUCCCCUGGCUCCGAGCAAGUGCUCCGUUCCCCGGAACCGGUGGAACCCACGCCAGCCCCCUGCCCCAGC
Alligator sinensis (Chinese alligator) is the source of this 1986-nucleotide messenger RNA. It is a transcript of the gene CDC37L1, whose product is annotated as cell division cycle 37 like 1. The record is from RefSeq and is a predicted model, not a curated record. The coding region runs from base 1 to 1020 and encodes 339 amino acids. The transcript has 7 exons. Gene Ontology annotation, molecular function: protein-folding chaperone binding; heat shock protein binding. Gene Ontology annotation, cellular component: cytoplasm. Gene Ontology annotation, biological process: protein folding; protein stabilization. Lineage: Eukaryota; Metazoa; Chordata; Crocodylia; Alligatoridae.